Lentinula edodes (shiitake mushroom) is the source of this 582-nucleotide messenger RNA. RefSeq lists its product as uncharacterized. The coding region runs from base 38 to 373 and encodes 111 amino acids. The record is from RefSeq and is a predicted model, not a curated record. The transcript has a single exon. NCBI's taxonomy places the organism in Eukaryota, Fungi, Basidiomycota, Agaricomycetes, Agaricales, Omphalotaceae.
UCUUGAUGCCACAUCCUUGAAGUUCACAGAAACUCCAAUGAAGGCCAUUUCGUUCUGUCUUGUUAUUAUGUCAACUGCUACCAGUCGAGGUCUCAUAGGGUCUCAUCUACGUAUCUCAAUACUCAACAUACUCAACAACUCAACAGAUUCAAUACUUAGUGCUAAUAAUCGCUGUUCACUAUUCCGCAUGUGGGGUAAUCAACACAAAUCUGUCGAUCAUCCCGCCGAUCUUUCAGAGUCUUUCAAGAACUACAUACAUAACCUCGAGCGUCGUCGAAGGAAACAUCGGGGCAAAUACUCAAGGUUCGACAGCUUUUGCUUUCGCACCAGGCUCAAUGAUGUUGGAUUUGUGCACGCGAUUUUUUAUGUAUGACAUACUCAAUUUUUGGAAUCAGCACUGAAGAAAUCCGUGCUGCUCUACUGUAUACCGACAUUGGAACCCGGGGUCAAGUAAUGGGCAGCAUUGUGUUGGGGCGGAAAUCAAACAACACUUCGACAGUGCAUGCGUAGACUCUGAACAUAUUUGUUUUUGCCUUUUUUUUGGUUCUUCACAUUACUACGCAAUCGGGGACAAGGACUUGG